CCUCAAUUGACAACAUCACCAAAAAUAGAUUUGCCACCUUCUAUAGUAGCUUUUAAUGAAAAGAAAUGAUCGAUAUUUGAGGUGCUUCCACGAUAUUUUUUAUCGUUGGUAACAAUUUCAGCAGCUUAAUUGUUUUUGUAAGCGUCCCGCUUAUUAUCAUAUAACAUGUUGAAAUUUAACUUAAUCGUCGCGGUUUGCGAGAAUUCCGGUAUUGGCCUAAAUGGUGAAUUACCAUGGCGUCUUAAAUCGGAGUUGAAAUACUUUUCGACCACAACGAGACGCCGGCAAAAUCCCAAGAAGCACAAUGUAGUGAUAAUGGGACGAAGAACGUAUUAUGGCAUACCUGAAAAUAAACGACCACUUUUUGAUCGCGUAAAUGUCGUAUUGAGUACAACACUCAAACCAGCCGAAUUGCCAGAAAAUGUGUUAUUGCAUUCUAGUUUAGAGGCGGCAAUGCAGCAUUUGGAACAAUCCGAUCAACAGGAGCAAAUUGAUACGGUUUGGAUUGUUGGCGGUAGCCAAGUAUAUAAAGAGGCCAUGGAUUCGCCACGCUGCCAUCGACUAUACUUAACUAAAAUUCUCAAAGAUUUUAAAUGUGACACGUUCUUUCCUAAUAUCCCUGCCGAUUUUCAAGAGGUUGAACCCGAUCCAGAGAUGCAACUGGGUAUUCAACAGGAAGGGGGAAUUCAAUAUGAAUAUAAAGUGUUAGAAAAGCAAUGAAAUGCCAAUUAUACCGAGUAGCAAUUUGAAAAAAUGUUUUUUUUUAUUUCCCUUUCACAUCUUCAACUGUAAUUUUGUCACCUUCAACGCCUUUAGCAGCUAACA
Messenger RNA from Anastrepha ludens (Mexican fruit fly), 825 nucleotides. It is a transcript of the gene Dhfr, whose product is annotated as dihydrofolate reductase. Gene Ontology annotation, biological process: dihydrofolate metabolic process; folic acid metabolic process; tetrahydrofolate biosynthetic process. Gene Ontology annotation, molecular function: dihydrofolate reductase activity; NADP binding. The record is from RefSeq and is a predicted model, not a curated record. NCBI's taxonomy places the organism in Eukaryota, Metazoa, Arthropoda, Insecta, Diptera, Tephritidae. Gene Ontology annotation, cellular component: mitochondrion. The transcript has 2 exons. Bases 166 to 720 code for a protein of 184 amino acids.